AUGCCGGUCAGCGUGAAUUCCAAUCCGCUCAAAUUGUCUAUGCUGGUCUUCCGCAAAGGAAUGAAACCAUUUUAUGGCAUGGAUGACAAUGAUAUUACCAAAUUGUUGAACAAGGUUGGACACAACAGCUUGAAUGUUGUCACCGCUCUUACAAUCAUCAUUGUUGGAAUCAAUCUUCUCGUCUCCCACAUUCACCCACUCGAUUAUGUCAAAACCAUCGCCUGUGUGCCGGAUUUGCUUUUGGCGUUGAGCAUUUGGCUCGAGCUCGCCGCCGUCCGAAUGCGCUCUCGUGUGCCCGUUAUCAUUUCUGCCAUCAUCCAAGUUCCAACAUUCGCAUUUUACGUUUAUCUCGCAGGCCUUCAAUUCUAUCGUCUUUUUUAUUUAAUUGAUUUGGUUUCCUAUACGCCAGACCCAAUCGCCGAAAUCACGCCGAUUUCCGGCUACAUUUGUUUCCAAUUGCUCGUUAUUUUGUACGCGAUUCGUCUCAUUUUUCUCACUGUUCUCUACAAGGUGAUCAACGUGCGUGAUCAUCAAUUCUCCGCCCACACCACCGUGUUUCUCAAGCCCACCAACACCCCGGUGACCUUCUCAUCGGUGUUCGCCGCAGAGCCGAUUGACUUAGCUAACCCAUAUCACACGCACACCGUCUAUAACACCACAACCAAGUCGGCCAAUUAA
Molecule: messenger RNA, 678 nt
Organism: Caenorhabditis bovis
Lineage: Eukaryota; Metazoa; Nematoda; Chromadorea; Rhabditida; Rhabditidae
Source: the annotation of a GenBank genome assembly